ACUGUAAUCCCAACUACUCGGGAGGCUGAGGCAGGAGAAUCGCUUGAACCCGGGAGGCAGAGGUUGCAGUAAGCCAAGAUCGUGCCACUUCACUCCAGCCUGGGCGAAAAAGUUAAACUCUCCGUCUCAAAAAAAAAAAAAAAAAAAAAAGGCGGCACUGGAAACAGCUGGGAAUGUCAGGGCCAGGGAUGAGGGAUCGCAAGCUGCUGGUUAGAAAGGAGCUCAGAGGCUGCCUGGCCUACGGGCCAGGAGUCCUCAGCGCAGAAAGCGCAGGACUCGUUCCCCUGCUCUACAGCUGAGUGCCCAGGACGCACUAAGGGAUCUCAGUGGCUGAAAAAAACAGAAGAGAAGGCACCCGACGCAAAAUCUAAUGUCAGCGAACGAGGGGUCCUUUAACAGGCGGCCCACACGGCCCCUCCUGGCGCCCAGACCCAGCCCCUCUGGGCCACCCCGGCCGGGUACGGCCAGCCAGGGCCACCUGCGCGCGUCCCGCGGGACGGGGCCUCCUGACGUGAAGCGACCCCAGUGGCACCUCACACGAUUCCCGAGGGUCGCGGGCGGCCUCUCAGCCUUGCAGCUCCCACACGCGGAAACCGCAGGCCUCGGCCACGUCCACUGACCAACCCUCCUCGCCGGAACUCCUCGCGCAUCGCCGGCCCCUCAGCGGCGACUAGCGCGCGAACAGCCUGGAAGACGCGCAGCCGGCCCCACGUGAGCCGACGCCCCAAACCGCGGCUGCUGGCGCCGGCUCCGAGAUCAAGGUCGGCGCGUGCGCGCUUGCGCGAGACCGGCAGUCUCAGCCCCGCGCCGGUUUCCAGGGAGCUGGGCGCAUGCGCCGCGUAAGGGGCCCGGUCGGCGGAAGGAGGUGCUACUGCCGGAAGCGCCGGCGCGCUUGCGCGUUAGCUGAACGCGGGCGUUUCUUUCCUCCCUUUUUUUCGAAUUGGUUUUGGGGGUAGAUUCGAGUUACAAAAUGGCCGCCAGGAGCGUGUUCAGCGCGGUUCCCCCAGCGGUCUCCGGCUGAACCCGCGCUCUCGCCUCCCUGCCGAACACAGCGUGAGGAGACCCCCCGGGGACAUGGUGUUUGAGUCUCUGGGCUUGCCGAGCACCAAGUCCUCUGAAGCCCGCAGCGCAGCACCGGAAGCGGCCGAGCGCGCUCAGCCCGGCGACCACCAGCCGCUCCAGACCCCUGAGCCGCUGCGCCCCGGGUUUCGCCGCACCCAAGACCCAGCGAGUGCAGCGGCGGACGCCGAGGAGGUUCGAAAACAUGGCCAAAAGAAAUGCCGAGAAGGAACUGACAGAUAGGAAUUGGGAUCAAGAAGAUGAAGCUGAAGAGGUGGGAACAUUCUCCCUGGCCAGUGAGGAAGUCUUGAAGAAUAGAGCCAUAAAGAAAGCAAAGCGCAGAAAUGUUGGAUUCGAAUCUGACAGUGGAGGAGCCUUUAAAGGUUUUAAAGGUUUGGUGGUACCUUCUGGAGGAGGACGGUUUCCUGGAUUUGGUAGUGGCGCUGGAGGGAAGCCUUUGGAAGGACUGUCGAAUGGAAACAACAUAACCAGUGCCCCUCCCUUCACCAGUGCAAAGGCAGCGGCAGAGCCCAAGGUAGCCUUUGGUUCUCUUCCUGCAAAUGGCCCUACCGCCUUGGUUGAUAAAGUUUCAAAUCCCAAAACUAAUGGGGACAGUCAGCAGCCCUCCUCCUCUGGCCUUGCUUCCAGUAAAGCUUGUGUCGGAAGUGCCUAUCACAAGCAGUUGGCCGCCUUGAACUGCUCCGUGCGGGAUUGGAUAGUGAAGCACGUGAAUACAAACCCCCUCUGUGAUCUGACACCUAUCUUUAAAGACUAUGAGAAAUAUUUAGCAAACAUUGAACAGCAACACGGGAACAGUGGCAGGAAUUCUGAAAGUGAACCUAACAAAGUGGCGGCUGAAACACAGUCUCCUUCCCUUUUUGGCUCAACAAAAUUACAGCAAGAGUCAAUGUUUUUGUUUCAUGGCAACAAAACUGAAGAUACACCUGACAAGAAGGUGGAGGUGGCAUCUGAAAAGAAAACGGACCCAUCAUCACUAGGAGCGACAAGUGCCUCAUUUAAUUUCGGCAAGAAAGUUGAUAGCUCUGUUUUGGGCUCAUUAAGCUCCGUCCCCCUGACUGGAUUUUCUUUCUCCCCUGGAAACUCCAGUGUAUUUGGCAAAGAUAUUACCCAGAGUAAACCAGUCUCUUCACCAUUUCCCACUAAACCAUUGGAGGGCCAAGCGGAGGGUUACAGUGGUGAAUGCAAAGGUGGAGAUGAAGAAGAGAAUGAAGAGCCACCCAAAGUAGUAGUUACCGAAGUAAAAGAAGAAGAUGCUUUUUACUCCAAAAAGUGUAAACUAUUUUACAAGAAAGAUAAUGAGUUUAAAGAGAAAGGCAUAGGUACUCUGCAUUUAAAACCUACAGCAAAUCAGAAGACACAGCUUUUGGUGCGGGCAGACACCAAUUUAGGCAACAUAUUGCUGAAUGUUCUGAUUCCACCCAAUAUGCCAUGUACGCGAACAGGGAAGAAUAACGUUCUUAUCGUCUGUGUUCCAAAUCCACCAAUUGACGAGAAGAAUGCCACCAUGCCAGUCACCAUGUUGAUUCGGGUGAAAACCAGCGAGGAUGCAGACGAGUUGCACAAAAUUUUACUGGAGAAAAAGGAUGCCUGAACACGCGAAGUUGGCUGCGGAAUUAUUGCCAAGUUGCUGCUUCUUCCACCGCCCCUUAAACUUAGUUUUUCUUCUCUUUGACAUUCUAAGAACUUACAGAUAACUUAAAACUUUUGUGAGGAAGAUUAAUGUGGCCAAUAAAACCUUUAAAUGUUAAGUGUCAAGAAACCGCACUCUCCCUUCUUAAGAACUGCCUAAAGUGUAAAAUACAUUUGAAUGCAAUUUUUGGAAGAUUUUUUAAUGUUCGUUUAUUAAACUAACCCUAAGUGAUUUCUUCAA
Pongo pygmaeus (Bornean orangutan) is the source of this 2950-nucleotide messenger RNA. It is a transcript of the gene NUP50, whose product is annotated as nucleoporin 50. The transcript has 8 exons. Lineage: Eukaryota; Metazoa; Chordata; Mammalia; Primates; Hominidae. The record is from RefSeq and is a predicted model, not a curated record. Bases 1265 to 2671 code for a protein of 468 amino acids. Gene Ontology annotation, biological process: protein import into nucleus. Gene Ontology annotation, cellular component: nuclear pore.